Messenger RNA from Symbiodinium pilosum, 237 nucleotides. NCBI's taxonomy places the organism in Eukaryota, Dinophyceae, Suessiales, Symbiodiniaceae. The record is from the annotation of a GenBank genome assembly.
AUGGAGGGCGCCCGGGGAGGUGACCUGGAUCGAGCGCUCCGCCGGGCGAAGAAGGAGGGCCAAAGUGGCCUCGCAGAAAAGACGGUGCGUCUCCUCAUGGAGCAAGCACUGCGUGCUCUAGUUUACAUACACUCGGAGUGCGUCAUCCACCGCGAUGUCAAGCCCUCGAACAUGAUCCUCACACGGCUUGACCAACAUCCACCACACCUUCUGCUCGCAGACUUCGGCAUCGCCGAU